Molecule: messenger RNA, 249 nt
Organism: Gryllus bimaculatus (two-spotted cricket)
Lineage: Eukaryota; Metazoa; Arthropoda; Insecta; Orthoptera; Gryllidae
Source: the annotation of a GenBank genome assembly
AAUUCGGAAAUGAAAGGCAAGACUAGGAGAAAUCGUAGAAGUAAAGAAAUACCACAAAAUCAAGAUGAUCCUGAUAUUGAAGUUCUGUUUUCGAAGAUUGUGAAUAAUGGAGUAGUCAGAACAUACCGUAGUCAGGUUGCAGCGCAGGGCGAAAAUCCUUCUCAAGUUCCAAUUUUUAAUUCAGGACCAAGACAAAACAACACGGGCCAAACAAAUGGUAAAAUAAUACGAUCCAUUAAAAUUAUGUAA